AUGUCGACUCUGCGAAUCAUCUACGCCCUCGCGCGGAGACAAGAUGACCCAGCAGCUGGCGAUAUAGCCGUUCCCACAAUACCUGUUCUCACCAAUGACCCUGCUCCGACUGUGGUCGCUUCCAUAUGGGUCAUGAUGGCCUUUGCAACCAUCUUUCUGCUCCUCCGCAUCUACUGCAAAGCCGUCCGCACACGGGGCAUGUGGUGGGAUGACUACAUCAUGCUCUUCGCCUGGUUCUUUCUCAUGGCCGCCACGGCCGUCCUCACCGAGCUCAUGCGAAUGGGCUUCGGCCUGACCCUCGGCUUCGUCCCACGCAUGCACACCCUUUCCACGACCGCCGACGUCCUCAACAAGGUCGCUCUCGGCCUCAGCAAGACCUCUUUUGCCCUGACCUUGCUGCGUGUGGCACAGGGGUGGCAGAAGUGGUUCAUCUGGUUCAUGGUCGUGACGAUGAACGGUGUGCUUGCGACCAACGCCGUGACGACGUGGAGGGCAGCCUGUGAUCGCGAGGGGCAAGAUAAGUAUGAAGCUGUGCUGCCAGGAUCAUGCUGGAGUGUUGUCGACGCUGUCAUCAUCGCCAUGGUGGCGAACAGCUACUCUGCUCUGGUUGACUUUGCUCUUGCUCUUCUUCCGUGGAAAAUUGUGUGGAAAUUGCAGAUGAAGAAGUACGAAAAAAUCGGUGUCGCCAUUGCCAUGAGUCUCGGCCUUGUAGCAGGCAUUGUCGGCGUCAUCAAAGUAGUGUCAGCUAUGAGCAUCACUGCCGGCCCGGACAUUCCCUAUCGCCUUUCGAUGCUUUUCAUCUGGGGCCAAGCCGAACCAAACGUCACCAUUGUCGCGACAACAAUUCCCGUUCUUCGCGUCCUCUUCCGCGACAUACAUCGCUCAAAAUACCCCGCGGCGGCUGGCGUCUCUGGACAAGGCGGCGGGGGCAGCGGUGGCGGCUACCUGCGGUCGAACGGCGCGUCACGGUUCCCCGCCUCCGCGUUGCGGGGCGCCACACUUGUGGGCGAAGGGUCCAAGGGGCGCGAGGAUGACGAGGACAGCGAGGGCAGCAUACUCAGGUCCAAGGGCGGGAUUGUGCGGACGGCGGAGGUGACGGUGGAUUCCAGUUCAAGGGCCCGUGAGCAGAGAUGGGAUGUGGAGGAAGUUUUUGAGAUGGUGGGACCGUCCGCGGGCCGUGGCCAGUGUUGGAGGUAG
Messenger RNA from Verticillium alfalfae VaMs.102, 1197 nucleotides. RefSeq lists its product as hypothetical. Bases 1 to 1197 code for a protein of 398 amino acids. The record is from RefSeq and is a predicted model, not a curated record. NCBI's taxonomy places the organism in Eukaryota, Fungi, Ascomycota, Sordariomycetes, Glomerellales, Plectosphaerellaceae. The transcript has 4 exons.